Molecule: messenger RNA, 1316 nt
Organism: Onthophagus taurus
Lineage: Eukaryota; Metazoa; Arthropoda; Insecta; Coleoptera; Scarabaeidae
Gene: cpb
Product: F-actin-capping protein subunit beta
Biological process (GO): regulation of lamellipodium assembly; actin cytoskeleton organization; negative regulation of filopodium assembly
Cellular component (GO): cytoplasm; F-actin capping protein complex
Molecular function (GO): actin filament binding
Source: RefSeq, a predicted model, not a curated record
CCCUAAAUAUGUCAAAUCGCCAACCAGCAUCUGUCACUCGGUUGACAAAUCUUGCUUAGUGUUAAAAAUUUCAACAUUUUUUCCGAAUUUAAGCGUUUCUUCAAUUUGUCAUAAGUGAAAAUGGGCGAGCAACAGUUCGACUGCGCCCUGGAUUUAAUGCGCCGGCUGCCACCCCAGGAAAUUGAGAAAAAUCUUGGUGAACUCAUCGAUCUCGUCCCCGAGCUGUGUGAAGAUCUCCUAACCUCCGUAGACCAACCGUUAAAAAUUGCUAAAGAUAAAGAAUCGGGGAAAGAUUAUCUUUUGUGCGAUUAUAAUAGAGAUGGGGAUUCAUAUAGGUCGCCAUGGUCAAAUACUUAUGAUCCACCGUUAGAAGAUGGAUCAAUGCCAUCUGAUAAAUUAAGAAAAUUAGAACUUGAUGCAAAUAAUGCUUUCGAUCAAUACCGCGAUAUGUAUUUUGAAGGUGGUGUCUCAUCCGUUUAUUUUUGGGAUUUACCCCAAAGUGGUUUUGCGGGUGUUAUUUUGAUUAAAAAAACCGGUGAUGGAAGUAAGAAAAUUAAGGGUUGUUGGGACUCCAUCCAUGUCGUUGAAGUCCAAGAAAAAGGAAAAGGAAGAAAUUCGAACUACAAAAUGACUUCUACGGCUAUGUUAUGGCUCCAAACAAACAAACAAGGUUCGGGCACAAUGAAUUUAGGAGGAAGUUUAACUCGGCAGUAUCAAAUCGAUGCUCCCGUUAAUGAUUUUAAUCCUCACAUUGCAAAUAUCGGUCGAAUGGUUGAGGAUAUCGAGAACAAAAUAAGAAAUACGUUGAAUGAAAUUUAUUUUAGUAAGACUAAGGAUAUUGUUAAUAGUUUACGAUCCGUACAACCUCUCACUGAGUCUAAUAAACAACAAGCGCUUCAACAAGAUUUAGCUCAAGCACUUCAACGUAGACAUAAUAAAUCAGAUAACUGAUGCUUGCAGGUUUUCGAAAUUGUCUGCGAUGAAUGAAACUGCCCCCCAUCUAAAAAAAACAAUUAUGGAUUGUAAAAAUUAAAAAAAAUUAAAAUGAAAUUGGAAUAACGAGAAUUACGAGUAUUAUAUCUUUUAUAUUUGUAAGAAAUAAUCUUUAUGUAUAUUUAUGCUUUUUAUUUUCACAAAUAAAGAACUUAAUCCUUUUUUUUUUUUCUAUUCAAGAUUUUGCAUUUCUUUUUCAUUUGUAAGUUUUGACUUAAUUAACAAGGUUAAUUGGCUAUAAUGUAAAGGCUAUCGGUAGAUUUAUAGUGAGAUUGGAUUGUAAUUAAGCUCAAAACGAAGAAAUAAAUAAAUAAAGAACUUAA